Messenger RNA from Crotalus tigris (Tiger rattlesnake), 5607 nucleotides. RefSeq names its product cyclic nucleotide gated channel subunit beta 1 (gene CNGB1). Gene Ontology annotation, molecular function: protein-containing complex binding; cGMP binding; intracellularly cAMP-activated cation channel activity. Gene Ontology annotation, cellular component: intracellular cyclic nucleotide activated cation channel complex; photoreceptor outer segment; plasma membrane. Gene Ontology annotation, biological process: monoatomic cation transmembrane transport; retina homeostasis. Bases 2572 to 5040 code for a protein of 822 amino acids. The record is from RefSeq and is a predicted model, not a curated record. NCBI's taxonomy places the organism in Eukaryota, Metazoa, Chordata, Lepidosauria, Squamata, Viperidae. The transcript has 20 exons.
GGUGCUGGGCUAGGAGCAGGGGGAGCCAGGUUCUAGUCCUCCUCAGUGCUAGAAGCUUCCUGGGGGCUUUGGGCAGAGGGUACCUUGCAGGAGGAGGAACCACUGCCAAGACAAGGGCCAGAUCAGAGGGUUCUGUGGCAGAAAUGUGACUGAGGGAGCCCUGCUUCUCCCAGUCUGCAAUGCAGGUUUCGUUGGCCUGCCUGACUUGGGUUUCCCACUCUGGCCCCCUUGAAAGGCUGACCCUGGCUCAGUUCAAGAGCCAGAGCAGGGUGAGGAUUAAGGACGUCAGACCAGGGAGACUCGAGUUCUGUUCCCCCCGGCAUCCUUGGCCAUUUCCUGGGGGCUCUGAGGGAGUCCUUCUGGACCCCAGAACCAGGGUGGUUCUGUGGCAAAGGUGCUGGACUAGAAGUGGGGAGAGCCAGGUUUCAGGCAGCCUGUCAGGCACAGAGGUUCCCUGGACAACGUGCGGCAGGCCUCCCUCUCCGCCCCUGGUGGAACUGGGUGGUUCCAAUCCAGCGAGGCUCUGGCCCUUCCUUUGGCAGGAGAGCUGCUACCUCCCCUCUCAGCCCCAGCCCCUUCCCCUAGGGCUGCCACGGUCUCCAGUAGGGGCAGGGCGUGUGCUACGUGUGCUCUUCUGUAGUCAAAGAGGACAGACGUGAAAUAAAUGAAGAAUCUGCGAUGGAAAGGGGGCCUUUCCUAGACUAGAGCCUUUGGCAGAGCAGCAGAUCCUGCAUUUCCUUUGAAAAAGCCUCUGUCCUUUGAGUUUGCUUUUAAUCCCAUCUCCAUGGAGACCUUGUCAGAGGGCUGUGAGCCAAAGUCUCCUUUGCAUUCAGAGUCAGUGGUCAGAAGAUCAGCCCGUGAGAUCACGUCCAUCCUCAAACAGAUGUGAAAAAGAAGCACUUGGCGUCAAGCAGUAUUGACGCCUCAUAGGAGCUCAGAGGAAUCGUGUUUCUAAAAGAACAGCUUCAGGCAUGUGUCGCAAUAAUAGAAAUUAAAUGCUUUCUAAAUCUUUUGACAUCUUGAAAAAGGGCAGAAGGUUGCAUUGUAGCUGAAAAAUAGAAGUGCCAGACGCCUCCCCGUGAAUUGUUCCUGCAUUUGUUUUUGAAGUCGCCAAAGGACCCCGUCUCCAAGGGCUGGCAGUGCUGCACGGUGCUUAGUAACCGUCAGAGCCUCCUGGUGACCUGCUUUCCUUCUUAGCAACUGCCUCUGCUCCUGGAGACAGCAGGUCUUUGGUCCCCAAGCCCUGCUCGGCUGCGGGGUGGGUGGACAGGGGCAGGUCCCACACAGCAACACACACACACACACACACACACACACACACACACACACACACCCUGGUUAAGGAGAAAAAGGGGCAGGCAGUUAAACCAGCAGCAUCUAAAACAGUGGCAAAAUUCUGGCUCUGAAGCUGUUGUGGAUUAUUGUAGCAUCAUCAGUCAGGGAAGCCUUUUUGAAGGAUGGAGCGAAUCCUGAGGGUGGAUGGAAGGGUGAGAUGGUGCUUUGCCCUUGGAGGAAUGUGACCCAAAGAGGUGAGUAGGUGAGUCUUCAGCUGCUGCUUUCUUGUUCUGGGCUUUUUUUUUUUUUUCCUGUGAUGCUUCCCAUUAUAAAUUCAACUGGGCUCAUCUGAUGUCAGGUUCAUGAGUCAAAGGUACUUGCUUAAGUCCAGAUUCUGGGAAAGUGGCGAAGGAUGCCCAGGGCCUUCAGUGAGGAAGAGGGGGCCAUUUUUUAUUUCUUAUGAGCAAGACAACUUUCGCUCUGUACAUCGGGCCUUCCAAUUAAUGAAUUCUUCCUACUUUGUGUUAGGGAAGCACAAUUUCCAUGUCUUAUGAGAAGGCCGGAUAUACAGAGCUCAGAUCGUCUGAUGCUUUGUUGAAUGUCUUUGCCUAGAGAUCUCCAGAAGGAAUGUCCUUCUGAUAGGCAAGGCACCCAGAGAAGAGAGGAGACCUCAGGACCUUCCUCCUCUCGCCCCAUCUUGCUUCUGUUUCUUUGUCAUGUCGUGAUGUAACACAAGAGGUUGGGGAGCGUUUGGGGCACACUCAAACUUCCCAUGUGCAACUACAAAAUGUUUCCCCUCACCCUGGUAUAUUCAUCGACUUAUUUGAUUUAUACCACAUCUUUAUGCUGUGCAGAGUGGACAUCUCACCUGGAUGGCUGCUAGGUUUGCAACUUUGGCAAGCUUAAUAGCCAGGCAAGUAACCUUCAUGGCAGUGCCAGGAGUAAGCCCUGGCUAUGAUAUUCAGGUAAUUCUGGGUUGCGGUGCUCUCCAUUUGAAGAUCUUUGCUAACAUGAGCUGUGUGAAUGCUGCAGUCAGAUCCAGAGGAUCCCGGAUUGUAAAAUUCCAUUAUGAUUUUCCAUUCCAUCUGAUCCUGAUGACUCCGUUUUUGUCCCAGGGAAGCUUCAAAUGUUGGCACGUUGGGACAACUGACUUCAGCAAAAGUUGAAGCAGAAGGUGACAUUGCAAACCCCUUAAUUCAGAUAAAGGCAGCAGCAACAGCAGCAGCCCCCACCUUGGUUGCCCCUGCAGUUCCCAGCCCCACAGCCUCACCCUGAAGCGUCUGGCUCCCUAGCGCCAUGUCCAGGCCAACCCGCGCUGUGGAGCUGGUUCGCCUGGUGCCCAAGAAGCCGCGCCAUCAUCCGCAUGCCUCCCCUUCCUGCUCGGCCGGUGUGGAAGAGCUGCCCAAUGUCCCCAGCUACCGCAGCUCUGCUCCUCCCUCCCACAUCCCCAUCCUCGUCCCUAGGAAACCGAAGGCUGGCCUGAGCAACCCCAGUUUUCGGAAGGAAGAAGCUUCCCGCUCGGGCAACAGGGGACAACCAUCAGGCAAACACCUCAUGGUGAAUGCCCCAAAGGUGGAUUCUAAGAAUGGCUCUUCCAGGCUGCCAAUUCCUGCCUCCCAAGCUUGGCCAUCAGCCCCAAAGGGCUUGCACACCCUCACUGUGCCACCUACACCAAAGAGGAAGAAAUCCUCUUCCCAAGAAGCAAAUGUGGAAAAGCUGUCCCCAGUCAAUGCCUGGCCAGAGCAGUCCAAUCAACAGGAAGAAGAACUCAGCAGCUCACCCAGGCGCGGCAGCUCAGCCGCCAGCCAGAGCAGUGCCAUCAUCAACGACCGCCUGCAGGAGCUGGUGCGGCUCUUCAAGGACCGAACUGAGAAAGUCAAGGAGAAGCUGAUGGACCCCGAUGCCUCUUCCGAGGACGAGACCCCGGCGGCCUCUCCUUCCAAAGAGAAAAUCCCAGAGGAGAAAGGCAAAGAAGCCGAGGAAGAUGGAGAGGGGCAUUUCCACGAAACCAUUUGCUGCAGGUUUAAAUAUCACCCCUUCCUCUGCCACAUGAAGAAAGUCCAGUUCCCCAGAAGUAUUGACCCCUCCUCCAAUCUGAUGUAUGUGUUGUGGCUCUUACUUGUGGUCCUGGCCUGGAACUGGAACUGUUGGCUGAUUCCGGUUCGCUGGGCUUUCCCAUAUCAAUCAUCUGAGAAUGUCUAUUACUGGAUGGCUGUGGACUACCUCUGUGAUCUCAUCUACCUUCUGGACAUCGCCGUCUUUCAGGUCCGCCUGCAGUUUGUCCAUCAAGGAGAUAUUAUUACUGAUAAGAGAGCCAUGAGGAAGAAUUACCUGAAAUCCCGUCGUUUUAAGAUGGAUGCCCUCUGCCUUCUCCCCCUAGACUUCCUGUACUUCAAGGUUGGCGUUCAUCCUCUCCUGCGCUUGCCUCGCUGCCUCAAGUACCUGGCCUUCUUUGAGUUUAACAAUAGACUUGAAGCUAUUCUGAGCAAGGCCUACGUUUACAGAGUCGUAAGGAUCACGGCCUACCUGCUCUUCAGCCUGCACCUGAACACCUGCUUGUACUACUGGGCCUCCUCCUUCCAGGGGCUCGGCUCCACCGCCUGGGUCUACGACGGCAGAGGAAACAGUUACAUCCGCUGUUACUACUGGGCUGUCAAGACGCUAAUCACCAUCGGAGGUCUGCCGGAGCCCCACAACCUCUUUGAGAUCGUUUUUCAGCUUCUCAAUUACUUCACGGGGGUCUUUGCUUUCUCAGUGAUGAUCGGUCAGAUGAGGGAUGUUGUUGGUGCUGCCACAGCAGGACAAUCGUACUAUCGAAGUUGCAUGGAUAAUACCGUAAAAUAUAUGGCUUUUUACAGAAUUCCCCGUUCAGUUCAGAACAGAAUCAAAACUUGGUAUGAAUACACUUGGGAUUCCCAAGGCAUGCUGGACGAAUCAGUGCUGCUCACGCAGCUUCCUGAAAAGAUGAAGCUGGACAUUGUGGUCGAUGUAAACUUCAGCAUUGUGAGCAAAGUGCCGCUUUUCCAGGGCUGUGAUCGGCAAAUGAUUUUUGACAUGCUGAAGAGGCUGCGAUCGGUGGUGUACCUACCUAACGACUACGUGUGCAAAAAGGGAGAGAUUGGCCGCGAGAUGUACAUCAUUCAGGUGGGACAAGUCCAAGUGCUCGGGGGACCGGAUGGGAAAACCGUGCUCGUGACGCUGAGAGCCGGCUCUGUCUUUGGAGAGAUAAGUUUACUGGCUGUGGGAGGUGGAAAUCGACGGACGGCUAAUGUUGUGGCACAUGGAUUUGCUAACCUUUUCAUUCUGGAUAAGAAGGAUUUGAAUGAAAUUCUGGUGCACUAUCCAGAGUCCCAAAAGCUGUUGCGGAAGAAAGCCAGGCGGAUGCUGAAGAACAACACCAAGCCCAAAGAAGACAAGGGGCUGCCCAAAGAUGUCCUCAUCAUCCCUCCAAGAGCUGGGACUCCCAAGCUCUUCCAAGCCGCCCUGGUGGCUGCGGGGAGGAUGGGGGGCAAGGGCAGACUGGCUCACCUCCGCUGGAAGCUGAAGGAGCUGAAGGCGAUGCAGGCUGCCAGUUCCACACCAGUUGUCCCUAAGUCACCGGCCAGCCACGCUUCACCAGCUGGUUCCAAGCCCGACGACUACGGAACCGAGACGAUGUCCUCCAAACGUCCUGACCAUCCUGUUCGGGUUUCCAUGAGCCCAACCCCUGCUGGGGAUGAAGAGGUUCUCUCGGUGGAAAUCUUAGAAAAAGAGGAGCCCAACUAGACGGACCAGAUGACCCUCCGUGUCUGGGCACAUUGUAAGUCAAGGAGGGCUCCUUGCCGGUCGCGUUUGCCCGGAUCAUCCAGCCACUCCAAAUAAUCUCCCAUCUUGUGCUAUUAAGAACAAAGUGGGCUGAGACGGAGCCCUGGCAGUUAGAGACCCCUACAAUUUUUUACACUUUAUUUAGAGAACCAGUUUGGUGCCAUGGUUGCGGCAUCAAGCUAGAAACCAGGAGACGACGAGUUCUAGUCUUACCUUAGGCACAAAACCAGUUGGGUGACCUUGGGCCAGUCAUUCUUUCUCGGCCCUUGGAAGAAGGUAAUGGCAAACGACUCCUGAAAAACCUUGCCAAGAAAACUGCAGGGACUUGUCCAGGUAGUCUGUGAGAAUUGGUCAUGACCGAAUGGAAAAAAACCACAUAUUUUUACACACCAAACUAUUUAACUGUAUCUUUAGAAGAAUUUCAGCAAAAAUCCAAAAAAAAUUAGGGCAAGUGAAAACUCUUAAGCAAUAUUGGUUUUUUAAAGAUUCUAAAUAUACAGUAAAUAUAUUUGAUUUGCUUAAAACAGC